Thecamonas trahens ATCC 50062 is the source of this 940-nucleotide messenger RNA. RefSeq lists its product as uncharacterized. Lineage: Eukaryota; Apusomonadida; Apusomonadidae. The transcript is spliced from 2 exons. The record is from RefSeq and is a predicted model, not a curated record. Gene Ontology annotation, molecular function: lipid binding. The coding region runs from base 96 to 899 and encodes 267 amino acids.
UUGUUGAGCAUCACACCUUUCUAUACUGUCUCUCCACUACCACUACCUUCUUCUUCACCUUCCUCCAUCUAUCAUUGCGGUCUAGCUGAGUCUGCAUGGCGGCUGUGCGCAAGGUGGCAACACUGGACGAGCUGUAUGCUUCCGAAGAGUCGACUGGUAGCGAUGCUCCGCUUGAGGGUCUCACCAUCACCGAUACAAACUACGAAUGGGUAGCUGAUGCGUUGCUGGACGAUCUGUCGCAAGUGGCGGCAGCCGAGGGCCCGCCUUGGGAGUCGAUCAAGACCAAGAACGGGUGCUCGGUGACACAGGACAAAUCGGGCGAGCUGGCUAUCACCCGUGGCAAGUUCAUCUUCCGCCGGUCGGCAAGGAUUAUGUUCCAGGUCUUCCGCUCCAACCUGCAUCUCAAGGCCUGCGACUCGCGGUUCAAGUCGGCCGAGCUUCUGGAGACCUUCUCGCCAACCUGCUCCAUCUCGCAGAUGCUGUACAAGUUUCCCAUGCCGCUCAAGGACCGCGCCAUGGUUACCUUUGACACCGAGCGCAUGGCUUGCGCUGACAACGACUGGGAGUACAUCGUGUGCUCGUCAUCCGCCGCCCACCCAGCGCCACUUCCGCGCAAACAUGUCCGCCUCUUCCUCCAGCGAUCCGGAUACGUCAUUGUGCCGCUCAACGCAGACGGCUCGCGUGUCACGUCGGCUGCCGAGGAGGCCGCCUCCUCCGCCUGUCUCGUCACAUGGAUUGCCCAGGUCGAUCCGCGCGGCAAGGUGCCCAAGAAGGUCUCCAACAUGCAGUCCUCCGCUGCCUUUAUCUUGCUCGACGUCCGCGACUGGAUGAACCGUGACCCAAAGGUUGUUGCCCACUACCAAGGCCUCGCCGCAGAAGCCUCUUACCCAGAUGGAUAGCCACCCGAUUGCACGCUCUAUUGAACAUGGAUACUUGGCCC